Prunus armeniaca (apricot) is the source of this 489-nucleotide messenger RNA. NCBI's taxonomy places the organism in Eukaryota, Viridiplantae, Streptophyta, Magnoliopsida, Rosales, Rosaceae. The record is from the annotation of a GenBank genome assembly.
AUGGAGAGAGGGAAAGAGGGACCUCAGCAUCAAGCAAGCAUGGAGAAAGAAAUGUUGGAUAUAGAGAUUCAAACUGCUACUGAAGCUCCAGCUAUCUUCAAGGAAGCCAUUCGACCCGUCACAUUGAAGUUUGAAGAUGUGGUUUACAAGAUCAAACAGAAUAAUAGUACCAAGAACGAAGAGAAAGUGAUCUUAAACGGUAUCUCAGGCCUCGUUCAACCGGGGGAAAUCCUCGCCAUGCUCGGCCCCUCCGGAAGUGGCAAAACGACUCUCCUAACUGCACUAGCAGGCCGGCUAGGCGGUCGACUUAGUGGCGCCAUAACCUACAACAACAAAACCAUUCUCAAACGCAAUGAAAAGAAACACUGGCUUUGUAACCCAAGACGACUUUCUCUACCCCCACUUGACGGUCAUCGAAACCCUAUUCUACACAGCCCUUAUUUGCUUGCCCAACACGCUAUCGAAAACCAAGAAGGCUAUGCAAGCUGA